Aspergillus neoniger CBS 115656 is the source of this 921-nucleotide messenger RNA. RefSeq lists its product as uncharacterized. The record is from RefSeq and is a predicted model, not a curated record. The transcript has 2 exons. Lineage: Eukaryota; Fungi; Ascomycota; Eurotiomycetes; Eurotiales; Aspergillaceae. The coding region runs from base 1 to 921 and encodes 306 amino acids.
AUGCCCCAUUCGAAUAUUUCGCUCUCAGACUCGGAUUCCGAGCCUGAGGUUCCUAGACCUCUGAACACGCUCCAUAUCAUGAUCCGAGAGAUGCUGUAUGAGGUGCGAGAAAACGGGUCCACCAUCUCGGCCCUAGAAGCAUGGGUUGAGACUGUGGACCCAGAAGCAUAUAGAAAGUAUCCAUGGCCUCAGGACCUUAUAGACGCCCAUGCCCACUACAAGGCGUUAGUCGCGGAGAUUAACUCGAAGAGGAUGGCUUACAACAAUUCUGUUCAUUACAGCCUAAAAGAGAAGCUGCGCUACACACCAAAAGUCCAACUAGAACGCCUGACGCAAGAAGAAGUGUCUAAUUACAGCCGAAGAGAUACCUCGACAUUGAUCAUCAAUAUCAACAUCAACAUCUACCUAUUAAUCCUGGUGAUCCAUGUCUUCUGGGUCUGGCGCUAUAGUACCAUCUCUUACUAUACCCCUCUCUUGACAUCAUGGAAGAAAACGAGUCAGCUUCUCGAAGUGGGUAUCAUCAUUGACAAGAUCAAGCAGACAAAAAAUAUACAAGCCAGACUCAUCAUCCAGACCUACGGAAGCAGGCAAGAAGACGCAAAAACUUUCGAAGCACCAUUUCUGUGGCUCUACAUCCGUUGCUUACCGGUGACGGUCAAUGAGCUCAUGCAUAAGUAUCCAGAAGGUACUGUGGAAAUAUUUCUGGGACCCGCGACCCGGCCAAUUGCGAAUGUCCAGGCGAUGUGGCCACUUGCAGAAAGGGGACUGGGUGUGAUCGACUUCAAGACGAUGCAGAAGGCGGAUUCAGGCGUAUCUGCAGAGUGGCUGUGGAAAGGGCUGUAUCACCGCAAAAUUGACUACCCUAAGCUGACAGACCUCUACUGGAAGCUUUUGUUGAACAAAGUCACAACGGGAGAGUGA